AUGAAAGCAAGAAUGGUUCAUAUUAAUGGAACUCAGAUGUCUCAAGCAUAUUCUGUUAAUGGCAAGCAUAUUAAUGCUGUAGAUAGAGCUAGAUUGAAUGAACUUUUAUUAGAUGCGGCAGAGGAGAUGAAAAAUGUCACAGUCUAUUUCGAGCACAGACUUUUGCAAGCGGACAUGGACAAUAAUAAUCUUGAAUUUAUGGUUGCGAAUGAAGAAAAACGAGUUUACCACCACGAUUUGGUUAUUGGAGCAGAUGGUGCUUACUCCAAGAUGCGAUCCCAAAUGAUGCGUCGUAUGAGAAUGGAUUAUAACCAAGAGUAUAUUGAUACAGGCUAUUGUGAAUUAUCUAUGCCUCCCGCUACAGGCCCUGAUGGAAAACCUACAUUCGCAUUGGAUCCAAAUCAUCUCCAUAUUUGGCCAAGACAUACUUUUAUGUUGAUUGCUCUUCCUAACCCCGAUUACUCUUUUACAUGUACGCUCUUCAUGCCAUUCCAAAUGUUUGAGGAUAUAAAGACAGAGGAGCAGCUGAUUCAAUUCUUCACCGAGAACUUUUUAGACUCUAUUCCAUUGAUUGGAGAAGAAUCUUUAAAAAAGGAUUUCUUUGCAAAUCCUCGUGGUUCCCUCGUAACAGUCAAGGCAUCGCCUCACAAUUAUGAAGAUAAAGCACUUAUUAUUGGUGAUGCAGCCCACGCCAUGGUUCCAUUUUAUGGCCAAGGAAUGAACUGUGGAUUUCAAGAUGUAGAGGUACUUCAUCAAAUUUUGGACCGUCAUCAUAUCAAACCUGUUUCCAAGAGCAACAAGAUCGAAGGAUUAAAGGAAGCAUUGGAUGAUUAUUCAAAGACGCGUGUCAAGGAUGCGCAUGCUAUAUGUGAUUUAGCCCUCUACAAUUAUUACGAGAUGAGCCAUGCUGUGACUUCUAUAAAGUUUUUGGCAAGAAAAAAAUUGGAGGGCGUGAUUCAUUAUUGGUUCCCUAGCUUAAUUAUUCCAUUGUACACUAUGGUCAGUUUUUCGACAUUGCCUUAUUCUCGCGCUAUUGAACGUUGGCAUCGUCAGUCUCAUUGGCUGAAUGUAGCCAUGAUUUCUACCACAUUGGCUACAGCUUCGCUUGUAGCCUCGGUCGGAUUCAAAUAUCGUGACCAGUUUUUGCCAACUGUCAGAUCAGCUAUUGAUACAAUGAAGCAUCUUUUUUAG
Molecule: messenger RNA, 1191 nt
Organism: Mucor mucedo
Lineage: Eukaryota; Fungi; Mucoromycota; Mucoromycetes; Mucorales; Mucoraceae
Exons: 2
Coding region: 1-1191 (396 amino acids)
Biological process (GO): NAD+ metabolic process
Cellular component (GO): mitochondrial outer membrane
Molecular function (GO): FAD binding; kynurenine 3-monooxygenase activity; NAD(P)H oxidase H2O2-forming activity
Source: RefSeq, a predicted model, not a curated record